GCCUGAACGCACUUGGUCAGACAAAGAGAGCAAUGUGCAGCAGGAACUUUGCCUGCAGCUGACACGCCACCAACCAUCAGGCAGAAUGUCGUAUGGGUCUAUUGAUGGAGGCUCUUUUGGCAGUCGCAACCCAUUUGGAGGUCCAACAAGGCAGGGCUACCAGCCAGUAGCCACACAGGUCAGCCCCUCAGAACUGCAAGAUGUGUUUCAGGAGACCUCCUCCAGCAUCUUCCAGAUCAACUCCAACGUUGUCACACUAGAGAAGAAUCUUCAGUCACUCGGAACAUCUAGAGAUACAGCAGAGCUACGACAGAGUCUACACUCCAUGCAACAGCAAACCAACAAAGUCAUCACCAGCACAAGCCAACUCAUCAAACAGCUCUCUGAUAUAAUCAGUGGCUCUUCACGGCAAGACCGUCUGCGCCUGACCAGACUAAAGACUGAACUCUCAGAGUCGGUGCAGCGCUAUGGGGAUCUGCAGAAGAAAAUUGCAGAGCGCUCAAGAGCCUUGCUACCUCCAGCACAGACAGACAAAAGGAAGAGUCCCCAGACCCCAUCUACUGAGCAGAUCGAGGAGGGCCCACUGUUUGGAGAAGCAGUAGGCUCAGAGGGAGGAGCUCAGGCGUUCCUGUCUGAGAUCAGUGAGGAGGACGUGGAAGUGCUCCGCCAAAGAGAGGAUGCACUGCUGCAGAUCGAAAGAGACAUGCUGGACGUCAGUCAAAUCAUGAAGGACCUGGCCAGUAUGGUCCACGAACAAGGAGACGCCAUAGACAGCAUUGAAGAUUACAUUCAGACCGCAUCUUCUAAUGUGGAAUCAGCCAAUCAGGAGCUUGCAAAGGCCAACCAAUACCAGAGGCAACUGAGGAAGAGGAAGUGCUACCUCUUGGUGGCUGGAGCCAUCGUCCUCACCAUCCUCAUCAUCAUCAUUGCUGUUUCAGCAAGAAAAUGAGACUGGCCAUUGUGGUAGCUGCUGUCAUUACAGUGUCACCGCUAUGCUCCUGCCCAGUCUGAUCCCUGACCUGAGCAGCUGGCUUCCAGUGGGAGGGUGCUGCCUUGCAACAAUAUCUCUACUCCAUCAUCCCUGCCUCUGUUUACAUGCGCAUCAUUAUGGUCAUGGGGGCCUUUUUUCCGCAUACCAAUUUGUCAGGAGGAAGCCCCGGUCUGAGCCUCUCAUGUAAUCCUUGUUAUGUUUAUUCAUUUAUUUAUUAUUUUUUGCCAUUGCUGUUCUGUGACUCGAAUGUUAUUAUCACAGCUGAAGUCACAAAUGUGAAUUUAGUGAUUACAUCAGUGGCACAAGCUGGGGUGUUUUCCGUCUUGGGUGUGAGGGAUUACUGUUGUAUAUCACACACUUUCAGUUCCUAAGUGUGGUGAAAACCAGAUGAUGGUGGAGCAGAAGAUUCAGAGUGAGACAAGGCAGCUAGAGCUUUACUGUCUUCACUGCUGUACUGUAUGCUCUCUUUCCUUUUACUGAAAUUAACUUAAUAUUUAUCAGCUUGUAGUGUAAUUGAAUCAGUAUUAAAAUGUAGCGUUUGUUGAUAUUGGUAAAUAUUGUUUGACCAAGUAUAUCUUCCCAAAUAAAAGUCCAAGUUGAAGAGCAACAGAAUGUC
This is a messenger RNA of Micropterus dolomieu (smallmouth bass), 1607 nucleotides long. RefSeq names its product T-SNARE Domain Containing 1 (gene tsnare1). NCBI's taxonomy places the organism in Eukaryota, Metazoa, Chordata, Actinopteri, Centrarchiformes, Centrarchidae. The record is from RefSeq and is a predicted model, not a curated record. Gene Ontology annotation, molecular function: SNARE binding; SNAP receptor activity. Gene Ontology annotation, biological process: intracellular protein transport; vesicle-mediated transport; vesicle fusion. Bases 86 to 949 code for a protein of 287 amino acids. The transcript is spliced from 12 exons. Gene Ontology annotation, cellular component: membrane; SNARE complex; endomembrane system.